Molecule: messenger RNA, 5115 nt
Organism: Mesorhabditis belari
Lineage: Eukaryota; Metazoa; Nematoda; Chromadorea; Rhabditida; Rhabditidae
Source: the annotation of a GenBank genome assembly
AUGCGGGAGCCAAAACAAUGGAAAAUACUCUCGCUGCUAGCACUUCAAUCCUCGAUUUUACUCCUCGUUGACGCAAAACUCGAAUGCGACCCAUCGAGCGACACAAAAAAGGCCGAUCCGAAGAACCCGGAGAGUUAUUUGUAUUGUAAUUUGGAGGGAACAUUUUCCAAGCGAAAAUGCGUCUCUGGAAAGCUCUUCAAUGCAAAGAGCGGUCAAUGCGAGUCGAUUGUGAUGAGCGACUCACCGGACGCGAUUCUCGCUCAACCGUUUUUCCAGGCACCAGACGAUCUCUGUGGUUCGGGUAUUCCAUUAACGAUUCUCUCGGCGCCCGUCGUGUGCAAUCCGUCGAUCGCCAGCUGUCCUGAUGGCUAUGUUUGUCGAAUGUAUGAACGAACGGGCACCUCUUACUGUUGUCAGAACACAGCUCCAACUCCAGACGAUUUCAACAUGUGCAGCAGCGAUCAAGUCACAUACAUUGAGCCAUCAACCGGACGACCGAGAAACUGUGUGCUUGGUGAGUCAGACUCUUGCCCAACCGGAUUUGGCUGCAAUCUUAUUGGAGGAACAACGACAAGAUGUUGUGGAAAGGAUUUCGGUUGUCCAUUCAAUGCUGCUGGUUUCAUUCACCCAGCCACUGGAAGUAUCGUUGAAUGCAAUCCAAAAAGCUCAAAUCUUUGUCAAAACGGUUUCCAAUGUGCUAGAUCUUCCAAAUUCAAUAAGUACAUCUGUUGCUCGGAAGCUGAUGGAGAUGCAAGAAGUUCGCAAUGUCCAAACGGAGAUCUCCCAUUGGCAAACCCGGCAUUCUGCUCGGCCAACACUCCAUGCCCAGCCGGAUAUGUGUGCAGUGAUGAGAAAUGUUGUCCUGCAUUUGGCGUUUGCCCUGCCGGUCUCCCGUUAGGCGGUGGAUUGACUGUUUGCAAUGAGAAUCUCCCGUGUCAAGAUGGAUAUGAAUGUGUGACAACGGGUGGAGCGCAAUAUUGUUGUCCAAGAAAGGAAAACGUUUGCAUCCAGCCAAGACAUUCGGGAAAUCCGUGUGCUAACACAAGACCAGCUGUCACUCGAUAUUACUUUGAUCAAACGACUGGAUCUUGCAGAUCUUUCCAAUUUUCGCAAUGUGGUGGAAAUGCAAACAACUUUAACUCACUGGAAGAGUGUGAGGGAUUCUGCGUUGAUUCACAGUGCUCAAAUGGACAAGCUUAUCGAGUUGGCGCUGUGAAUGCGGCUUGUUCAAUGUCUUCUCUCAACACUUGUCCUCGUCAACAUGUUUGCACUACGCCAGCUUUUGGACCAUCUCCAAUUUGUUGCCCUAUUCAAGAGCUUACUUGCAACGAAAUGGUUUCCGCUGGAACGCCUUGUUUUGGAAAACAAAUGACUAUUCAGAGAUUCUUCUUCAACCCAGCCACCCGAAAAUGUCAACCAUUCCAAUACUAUGGUUGCAAUGGAAAUGGAAACAACUUUCACUCAAUCGAACACUGUGCCGAUUUUUGUUUAAAUGCUAUUGAUACAGCCUGUGGUGGUGCAGCUCCGCUCGUCGACCCAAACAAUCGAGCUCAAAAAUGUGAUCGAUCCGUUGGUUGUCCUGAUGGUUACAAUUGUAAUCCGGAAGGAUAUUGUUGUCCAGAAACUAGAACUUCUUGUGCCGCUCCAAUGUCUCGAGGAAACGUUUGUGCCGGUACAGCACAAAGAACGAUGUGGUUCUAUGAUACGGCUCAACAAAAGUGCCGACAAUUCUUAUAUAAUGGUUGUGGUGGCUCAUCAAACCGUUUCACUUCACAAGCCAUCUGUUCAACUACUUGUGUCCAAGCAUCCACUGUCGGUCAAUGUCCUCGUGGAAUGACUGCUUUUGUAGAAACUGGAGAUAUUGCUGCAAAAUCGUGCACAUUGAAUGUACGAGGAACUUGCCCAGAAAGCUCAUCAUGUGUACGAUCAACCACAAAUGUGCCGAUCUGUUGCCAAACUGUUCACUCAUGUCCCGGUGGAAGGAGUCCGUAUUAUAUUCCAGGCUCUACUUCAGUGGUUGCUUGUAGUAUGGAAAGUGACACGUGUCCAAGGGGAAAUGCUUGUAUGGAAAGCAGCACAAUCACUGGCUUCAAUUUGUGCUGCUCGGUGGGACUCACAAACUCGAUCAACCAGCAGAGACCCGGGAAAUUGCAUGGAUCAAAGAAUCGGGGAACUAAGACAAAUCCAGGAAGUCAAGUUCAACGUCCACGCACCUCUGGGUCUGGAUCACUUGCCUCGAUUCUCGGCGAGUCGACAUGUCCCGAUGGAAUAAUUGGAAAUGGACAACCUUGCACAGUCAACACUAUUGGUGGAUGUGCUAACGGUCAUAUCUGUUUGAGAAAGGAAGGCUACGAAAGGGGCACUUGCUGCCGACUUACGAUGCCUAAAUGCAGCAAAAUCGGCUUUAUCCCAGUUUUACUCACCAAUAAACAGGUUCAAAUCUGUGACGAGAACGAAUUCGGAUGUCCGUCUGGAACUGAAUGCCAAACGACUAAUAUUCUCGAUGUGACAAUGUGUUGCGAGCGGUACACUGGCAAACAAAGAGCUGGGAAUAAGGUUCCUCAACAUCCAACCACUGCAUCAAGACAAUUUGGACUUGUUGGAGCUCCGUCGAUUCACGAGUCCAACGCUGGAAGGUGCAAGAAUGGAGAUAGACCUUACAGAGACGAUAUUGGAAUGGUUCUUCAAUGCAAUGUGAUGAAUCCUUCAGAAGGUCCUUGCCCAGACGGUUUCAAAUGCGAGUUCUCCAACGCGGGGAUUGCCAUUUGCUGUGCUGAUUUGCAAUCGAUUCGUUGCCCGGCUCAAUCAACUCCAUAUGAAUUUGGUGGCCGACCACUCGCCUGUCCACCAGGAUCAACAAAAUGUCCAUCUGGUUACUCGUGUGUUCCUUCGCACAAUCCACUUCAUCAUUUGUGUUGCUCUGAUGGUGGGCCGAGAACGCCGACUUGUGCUGCUGGAGUCGCGUACACGAAUCCCGUGACUCAAGAGAAACAAUUCUGCUCUCCUCUUCGUGACUCUUGCCCUAAUGGUUUUCAUUGCUUGGAAAGCACAAUGCCUGGACAAUUUAUAUGCUGUACACAAGGUGAUCUCGGGGAAAAAUUCGCAGGAUAUUGCCCUCGUGGCCAAAUCCCUCAUGUGGAUUGGUAUGGACAGCCAUCUCCUUGCCAUAUGAGCCUCAAACCGUGCCCCAACAAUGCGCCCUAUGUCUGCAUUUACUCGGCUGAGAAACAGGACUCAUUCUGCUGUGCUCCACUGGACUCAACAGCUCGUCAGUAUCAUCCAUCCAUUGCCAUGCCUGGAAUGCAGUUCAAUAAACUUCCCCCAGCUCCUGGACAAGGAUUUCCAAACUUCCCCAAGACUCCAACGAACAACAAUGGUUUCAACAACGGCUUUAAUAAUGGAUUCAACAACGGUUUUGGACAAAAUGGCCAGUUCAGGGGCAUCCAAGGACCAAAUCGAUUCACUCCUCCACCACCAAAUCUUGUUGUUCCAUCGUUUGGAAUUGCUGACUUGGAGAAAAAGGAACUCGAGAAAGGCAGACAAGUUGCACAACUGGUGGUUCAACAACGACAAAAUCAAAACAAAAAAGUCGAAGCUUCAACGGGAGGAUGGGAAGUGAUGGGUACGCCCGAUAAUGAGUAUGAGAAAGCGCUCAAGCUUGGAGAAAAGAUUGGUCGCCAACUUCGAUUGAACUCCUUAUCCGGCAAUAGUGGUUGCCCAGCCGGUUCUCGAGCUCUUGUAGGCACGGAUAAAUCGGUAGUCACCUGUGAUGAGAACCCUUGCCCUGCCGGCUUUGCUUGUCUCUUCGCUGAUGAGGUGAACCGUUGGCAAUGUUGUUCCACGCCAUCUUCAUCCCUUCCCACCCCACCGCCAGAGACAGAUGAAAAGACUGCUUCAAACUCUACCUUAAAACAAUCUUCUCUCAAAACCUCAUCAAAUAUUACUACAAUGCCUCCAGUUUUCUCAACUGAAUGUCCACUUGGAUUUUAUAAUAUUGAUGGGAAAUGUUUGAAAGUACUCUAUGUCGGACAAAAGGGUUGUAUAUCGGACGAUCAGUGUGCUUCGAAAGAACCAAAUGCUACUUGUGAUUCAGGGUAUUGUAUCUGUCCAGCUUCAAAACCGCUUGUUCAUGAUUCAAAAUGUGUGGAGAAAUGCCCGGAAGGACAUAGCAAUAUUGCGGGACGAUGCUAUGAUCCAACAACUGUGAUAUUUAUGGACUCUGUUGAUGAACGAAAUAAUGGAACGAUCGGUGGAUAUUGUUUGGAUACUUUGGUUGAAGAGAAGAGAUGCUUGGUGAAAAACGCGUACUGUAGCGAAAAGACGGUCACUUGUACAUGCAAACCAGGCUUUGAGCUGGAAAUGAAUGGGAACAAAAAAGAGGAGAAUGGAAAAUGCGUGAAAUUGGCGAAUACGAAGUUUGAUCAGGAGAUGAUGCUAGCCGAUGAGCCGAUGCCAGAGCUCGAUCAAGAGUUGUACUUUAUCGAUAUCGCACCGCAAUCCGAUGCUCCAGUGGAAUCUCCAUCGAAAGCCGACGAUCCAUCUCGGUACCUCUUGCCACAAACCGAAGACGCCACACUCCUCGAAUGUUCGUCAUUCACUUCUCGCGUCUCAGUCAUUCCACAUGUUCCAUCAGUGACGUCACUUCCCUUUUUGAGUGCUUCUCCCGUUCUAGUCAAUUGGAGUCUCAUCUCUCCUGAUUCACUCUGCAUGGAUCCACCAAGGAAACCGAGAUUUCACAAAUGGGCUCUUGGUGAAGUUUCAGCGAUUUUCACUUGUGAUGAGUGCCCAAAGUGUAGCGUUGUACUGCCGGAUGCUUUUGAGGUUCCAAUCGGCACACGAAUCAACUCAAUAUUCGUACUUGGUCAAUGGAUGCCCCACAAUCGAGCAAGAAGUGAUAUCCCUGUUUUCUAUUUGGAAACACCAAAGAAACUGAAAACUCCAUUGAAAAAUUGCCGCAUCGUUUUAGCAGAUACCAAUCGAUUCGAUGGAACUCUUGUCGGCACUUUGGCAACUCCAUUCAUUUUAUUGCUUUUCGUAUUUCUUUUGCUCAUUUUAAUGAGAUAUUGUUGUUGUCGUCCACCAGAAAAGUCUGAUAGUUACGGUUAUGGUUGGGAA